Messenger RNA from Hirundo rustica (Barn swallow), 8941 nucleotides. It is a transcript of the gene PTPRD, whose product is annotated as protein tyrosine phosphatase receptor type D. Gene Ontology annotation, biological process: protein dephosphorylation. The transcript is spliced from 35 exons. Gene Ontology annotation, molecular function: protein tyrosine phosphatase activity; protein binding. The record is from RefSeq and is a predicted model, not a curated record. The coding region runs from base 426 to 6281 and encodes 1951 amino acids. NCBI's taxonomy places the organism in Eukaryota, Metazoa, Chordata, Aves, Passeriformes, Hirundinidae.
GAAGAGCAGAGCGGAGCGGAGCAGCGCGGAGGAGAGGCGGCGCUGGCAAGAGGAGGCAGGCAGGGACCUGGCUCUUCUGGAUGCUGGAUUUUCGGACCCUCGUUGACUCUCUCCUGCUCCCCGGCGCCGCACUGUGAGAAGCACGCACGAGCGUCAGGCAGCAGCGGCGGGGCUUCCCUUGUAGCUGCUGCUGGUGCUGCUGCGGGGCUCGGGAUUAAAUUGGCCGCCCCGGAGCCGACCGGGAGCAGCGGGAAGAGGUGGCGGCGGCGGCAGCGAGAAGCAGCAGCGGGCGGGCGAGCAGCGGCGAAGGCUGCUGCUGGGACCAGGGGAGCCCAGCAUGACCAGGCUCUGAAAAUACUUCUGAAAUUUCAGACUGGACAGACUCGCAGUGGCUUCUAAGCCAGUGAGAACAAGGCUGCCGAAGCAUGCUGGUGCCAAGCUGUCAGAUGAUGCACGUAGUCAGGCCAGUGGUGGUGCUCCUGUGCUUGCUACUCUAUGCUGAUGCUGAAACACCACCGAAGUUUACAAGAACUCCCGUUGACCAGACAGGGGUUUCAGGAGGAGUCGCCUCAUUCAUCUGUCAAGCCACAGGAGAUCCAAGACCUAAAAUUGUCUGGAACAAAAAAGGAAAGAAAGUCAGCAAUCAGAGAUUUGAGGUAAUAGAGUUUGAUGAUGGAUCUGGAUCAGUUCUCAGAAUACAGCCACUGCGCACACCACGAGAUGAAGCUAUUUAUGAAUGUGUGGCUUCCAACAGUGUUGGUGAAAUAAGUGUGUCCACCAGACUCACUGUUUUACGUGAGGACCAAAUUCCUCGAGGUUUUCCAACGAUUGAUAUGGGCCCACAGCUGAAGGUGGUUGAACGAACUCGUACAGCUACCAUGUUGUGUGCAGCCAGUGGUAAUCCUGAUCCUGAAAUAACUUGGUUCAAAGAUUUCUUACCUGUUGACACAAGCAACAACAAUGGCCGCAUCAAGCAGCUACGCUCAGGUGGUACACCAAUAAGAGGUGCCCUCCAAAUUGAGCUGAGUGAAGAAUCUGACCAAGGCAAAUAUGAGUGUGUUGCAACCAACAGUGCGGGUACACGCUAUUCUGCCCCUGCCAAUCUAUAUGUCAGAGUUCGACGGGUCCCACCGAGGUUCUCUAUUCCCCCCACAAAUCAUGAGAUCAUGCCUGGCGGGAGUGUAAAUAUCACCUGUGUUGCGGUGGGAUCACCAAUGCCAUAUGUGAAAUGGAUGCUAGGAGCAGAAGAUUUGACACCUGAGGAUGAUAUGCCAAUAGGGAGAAAUGUCCUUGAGCUGAAUGAUGUCAGACAGUCUGCAAACUAUACUUGCGUUGCUAUGUCUACCCUUGGUGUUAUAGAAGCAAUUGCGCAGAUAACUGUCAAAGCCUUACCCAAACCUCCUGGAACACCUGUGGUGACAGAAAGCACAGCAACUAGCAUAACAUUGACUUGGGAUUCUGGAAACCCUGAGCCAGUUUCUUACUACAUAAUCCAACACAAACCCAAAAACUCUGAGGAGCCAUAUAAAGAAAUUGAUGGAGUGGCCACAACACGUUACAGCGUGGCUGGCCUAAGUCCAUAUUCAGAGUAUGAAUUUCGAGUUGUUGCUGUAAAUAACAUUGGGCGAGGGCCACCCAGUGAGCCUGUGUCAACAAGAACUUCAGAACAGGCACCUUCAAGUGCACCACGCAAUGUACAGGCCCGUAUGCUGAGUUCCACCACCAUACUGGUACAGUGGGAAGAACCCGAGGAACCUAAUGGCCAAAUACAAGGUUAUAGAGUUUAUUACACGAUGGACCCCACUCAACAUGUCAACAAUUGGAUGAAGCACAAUGUGGCUGACAGCCAUAUUACCACCAUUGGGAAUCUUGUACCCCAGAAAACGUACUCUGUGAAGGUUCUUGCUUUUACUUCCGUUGGGGAUGGACCACUUUCUAGUGACAUUCAAGUCAUCACUCAAACAGGAGUGCCUGGUCAACCACUGAACUUCAAAGCAGAACCUGAGUCUGAAACAAGCAUACUGCUUUCCUGGACACCUCCACGGUCUGAUACCAUUUCCAGCUAUGAACUGGUUUACAAAGAUGGGGAACAUGGGGAGGAACAACGGGUUUCCACUGAACCUACCACAUCGUAUCGCCUGCAAGGCUUAAGGCCAAACAGCCUGUACUUGUUCCGCCUAGCUGCACGGUCUCCUCAGGGCCUGGGUGCUUCAACAGCAGAAAUCUCAGCGAGAACCAUGCAGUCAAAGCCAUCAGCUCCUCCUCAAGACAUUAGUUGCACAAGCCCCAGCUCCACUAGCAUUUUGGUAAGUUGGAAACCUCCACCGGUGGAAAAACAGAAUGGCAUUAUCACUGCGUACUCCAUCAAGUACAUUGGGAUUGAUGGAGAAGAUGUCAAGGCCCAUGAAAUUUUGGGAAUUUCCUCGGAUAGUAGCCAGUACCUUUUGGAACAGCUGGAAAAAUGGACUGAGUACCGGAUCUCUGUGACUGCUCACACUGAUGUUGGACCUGGCCCAGAGAGCUUAGCAGUAUUGAUUCGGACAGAUGAAGAUGUUCCUAGUGGUCCUCCUCGCAAAGUCGAGGUAGAGGCUGUCAACUCUACUGCUGUUAAAGUGUCAUGGCGCUCACCUGUGCCCAAUAAGCAGCACGGUCAGAUACGAGGAUACCAGGUCCACUACGUGAGGAUGGAAAAUGGAGAGCCAAAGGGUCAGCCCAUGCUAAAGGACAUCAUGCUGGCAGAUGCACAGUGGGAAUAUGAUGAUACUACUGAACAUGAAAUGAUAAUUUCUGGGCUUCAGCCUGAAACCACAUAUUCUUUCACUGUGACAGCCUAUACAACUAAAGGUGACGGAGCACGCAGCAAACCCAAACUUGUAUCUACUACUGGAGCAGUUCCAGGCAAACCUCGGCUUGUGAUUAGCCACACACAGAUGAACACAGCUCUAAUUCAGUGGCAUCCUCCUGUGGAAACUUUUGGCCCGCUGCAGGGUUAUCGCCUGAAGUUUGGUCGCAAAGACAUGGAUACAUUAACAACCAUGGAGUUCUCAGAGAAGGAAGAUCACUUCACAGCCACAGACAUUCACAAAGGAGCUUCUUAUGUCUUCAGGCUCUCAGCUAGAAAUAAAGUGGGCUUUGGGGAGGAGAUGGUUAAAGAAAUUUCUGUUCCUGAAGAGGUACCCAGUGGAUUUCCCCAAAAUCUCCACUCGGAAAGCUCUACUUCUACAUCAGUUCAAUUAACUUGGCAGAUGCCACUCUUGGCAGAAAGAAAUGGCGUUAUCACCAAAUAUACCGUCUUGUACAGAGAUAUCAAUGUUGCUUACCAGCCAGUUGAACUCCCUGUUGUUCCUGCUGAUACCACUAUGACACUUUCUGGCUUAAAACCAGAUACCACUUAUGAUGUAAAAGUACGUGCCCACACAAGCAAAGGGCCUGGUCCAUAUAGUCCAAGUGUCCAGUUUAGGACACUACCCGUGGAUCAAGCAGUGUUUGCAAAAAAUUUUCAUGUUAAAGCAGUAAUGAAGACUUCUGUUUUGCUAUCCUGGGAAAUUCCAGAAAACUACAAUUCAGCUUUGCCUUUCAAAAUCCUUUAUGAUGAUGGGAAAAUGGAGGUUGAUGGACGUGCUACACAAAAGCUGAUCACAAACUUGAAGCCAGAGACGUCAUAUUCAUUUGUUCUGACAAACAGAGGGAAUAGUGCUGGGGGUCUUCAGCACAGAGUAACCGCAAAGACUGCGCCAGACGUACUUCGCACAAAGCCAGUCUUCAUUGGAAAGACCAAUUUAGAUGGCAUGAUAACUGUGGAACUUCCAGAAGUACCCUCAAAUGAGAAUAUAAAAGGCUAUUACAUAGUUAUUGUCCCUUUGAAGAGGUCUCGUGGAAAGUUUAUCAAACCAUGGGAGAGUCCAGAUGAAAUGGAACUAGAUGAGCUGCUUAAGGAGAUAGCUAGGAAACGCAGAAGCAUUCGUCUUGGGAGGGAAGUUGAAUUAAAGCCAUAUAUUGCAGCUCACUUUGAAGUUCUUCCUACGGAAUUCACAUUGGGGGAUAAGAAGCAUUAUGGUGGAUUUGAGAAUAAGCAACUGCAGAGUGGUCAAGAAUAUGUCUUCUUUGUGUUGGCUGUAAUGGAGCACUCAGAAUCUACCAUGUAUGCAACAAGCCCAUAUUCAGAUCCUGUUGUGUCAAUGGAUCUUGAUCCCCAGCCAAUUACGGAUGAGGAAGAAGGCUUGAUUUGGGUUGUUGGACCAGUUCUUGCAGUGGUGUUUAUCAUCUGUAUUGUUAUUGCUAUACUUCUUUAUAAAAGAAAGAGGGCUGAAUCUGAUUCUAGAAAGAGCAGCAUACCCAACAGCAAGGAGGUCCCCUCUCACCAUCCCACAGACCCAGUGGAGCUGCGACGCCUUAACUUUCAAACUCCGGCUUUGAGCAGUAAUUCAGUCCCCUACGCCUCCCUGAUUGGCUCUGUGUCCUCCCUCUCUAGCCAAACUACCACUCAGUCCUUAUAUGAUAAUAACUCUCUCCCACGAUUCGCUCGAAAAGGUAUGGCCAGUCAUCCACCAAUACCUAUCUUGGAACUUGCAGAUCACAUUGAAAGAUUGAAAGCAAAUGACAAUUUGAAGUUCUCACAGGAGUAUGAGUCUAUUGAUCCUGGUCAGCAAUUCACAUGGGAACAUUCUAACCUGGAAGUAAACAAACCAAAGAAUAGAUAUGCAAAUGUAAUUGCAUACGACCAUUCUCGCGUUCUGCUCUCAGCAAUAGAAGGCAUACCAGGCAGCGACUAUAUCAAUGCCAACUACAUAGACGGAUACAGGAAGCAGAAUGCUUAUAUAGCAACGCAGGGGGCGUUGCCAGAAACCUUUGGUGACUUCUGGAGAAUGAUGUGGGAACAACAAGGUGCAACGGUCGUCAUGAUGACAAAACUAGAGGAGAGGUCCAGGGUGAAGUGUGAUCAAUACUGGCCAAGCAGAGGCACAGAAACUUAUGGACUAAUCCAAGUGACCCUUGUAGACACUGUUGAACUGGCAACUUACUGUGUUCGUACAUUUGCACUUUACAAGAAUGGCUCAAGUGAGAAACGGGAAGUGAGGCAAUUCCAGUUCACUGCCUGGCCUGACCAUGGUGUCCCAGAACACCCAACACCAUUCUUAGCUUUCCUGCGACGAGUCAAGACUUGCAACCCACCUGAUGCUGGACCUAUGGUUGUGCAUUGCAGUGCUGGAGUCGGCAGGACUGGCUGUUUCAUUGUGAUAGAUGCCAUGUUAGAGAGAAUAAAGCAUGAAAAGACUGUAGAUAUUUAUGGCCACGUAACUCUAAUGAGAGCACAGAGGAAUUACAUGGUUCAAACUGAGGACCAGUACAUCUUUAUCCAUGAUGCACUGCUGGAAGCAGUGACAUGUGGAAAUACCGAAGUGCCAGCCAGAAACCUGUAUGCAUAUAUCCAGAAGCUGACACAAAUAGAAACAGGCGAGAAUGUCACAGGAAUGGAACUGGAAUUUAAGCGUCUUGCUAGCUCUAAGGCUCACACUUCAAGAUUCAUCAGUGCCAAUCUUCCAUGUAAUAAAUUCAAAAAUCGCCUUGUCAAUAUUAUGCCAUAUGAAUCCACAAGGGUAUGCUUGCAGCCUAUCCGAGGAGUAGAAGGCUCUGAUUAUAUUAAUGCCAGUUUCAUUGAUGGAUACAGACAUCAAAAAGCUUACAUAGCCACACAGGGUCCUUUAGCAGAAACAACUGAAGAUUUCUGGAGAAUGCUCUGGGAGCAUAAUUCUACAAUUGUGGUCAUGCUCACUAAGCUACGAGAAAUGGGCAGAGAAAAAUGCCACCAGUACUGGCCCGCGGAGCGCUCAGCCAGAUAUCAGUAUUUUGUGGUAGAUCCAAUGGCAGAGUACAACAUGCCACAGUAUAUUCUGAGGGAAUUCAAGGUUACAGAUGCAAGGGAUGGUCAAUCCCGAACAGUGAGGCAGUUCCAGUUCACUGACUGGCCAGAACAAGGAGUGCCGAAGUCUGGAGAAGGAUUUAUUGACUUCAUAGGCCAAGUACAUAAAACAAAAGAGCAAUUUGGUCAGGAUGGACCAAUUUCUGUUCAUUGCAGUGCGGGUGUUGGAAGGACUGGAGUAUUCAUAACCCUGAGCAUUGUGUUAGAAAGAAUGAGAUAUGAAGGUGUUGUAGACAUCUUCCAGACUGUCAAAAUGUUAAGGACACAGCGGCCAGCCAUGGUACAGACAGAGGAUCAAUACCAAUUCUGCUAUCGAGCCGCACUGGAGUAUCUGGGCAGCUUUGAUCACUAUGCAACAUAAAAACCCAUUGUGGAUUUUUAUUGCAGGCCCUUUAAGAUCCAGAGAGCCGCUUCUGAGCCAUACGAUGUGCUUUAGAAGUACUUCUUAACUCUUAGCUAAGGAGCAAUUAUUGGGGAUAUAUAAAAUAAAAAAGAAUUAAAAAAACAACAACAAAUGAACAAAAGUUUUGGGGAUAUAUAAAACAAACAAACAACAACAACAACAACAACAAAAAACAAAACAACAAAAAAAACCCCACCCAACAAGAAGUAUUCCAUGUGGACCAAGAAUUCACAGUUUAAUAACCUAACCAUAAUAAAAGAAUCCUGACCACUGAGGCGUCUGAAGGAUAUCAUUUACAGAUACCUCAAGGGUUCAACAUUGGUUGAAGUUAAAGGGAAGAGGAAAUUAAUCAGAAAGAGUGAUCAUCUUAUUCAGGAUUACUUGCUUUUGCAAAGAGGAGUUUUGAGAACUGCAGUUCAGUGCAAGAUGUUCGUUGCAAGGUUGGGUUCUGGCUUCUCAAACAAAGCGGACUCUUUACUUCAACAUCACCCUUUCCCAUCAUACUGCUCAUCGUAACACUUUAGGGAAAAUGUGGGAAUGUUUGAAAAGAAAGUCUUUGAUUUAGUUUUUUUAGUAUUGUAAAGAUACUGCUGACCUGUGCUUCAUUUUUAACUGUGUAAACUUUUUCCUUUUUUAACAAGAAUUUAUCAUUCGAUGAAGUGAAUUAAAGAAAAGGUUGCAUAACUGUUAAUAUUUUUGUUUAAAAAUGUAGAUUUUUUUUAAACUGUAGAACUGUUAUCUGUAAUAUUGUGCUGUAGAAAUGUUAGAUACUUUGAAAAUUUGCACAUUUUUGUGCAGUCCUACAGUACCACGGUCUUGUUAGAUAUUAAUUUUGUAGGGUUUUUUGGGUUUUUUUCUUUAAGAAAAAUAUUCAUUGUUAUCAGUUAAAUCAAAAUGGGGCUUUUUGGUUUCAUUUGGAAUCAACAGGGAGGCGCAAAGUAUAAAGAUGCUGCUAGCACAUACACACGCACACAUGGGCACAUGCACACUCACACCCCUUCUUUUAUAUAAAUACAUAUAUAUAUACACACAUGUAUUACUGUCUACCCUUUUCUGACUCUGUAUAGUUGCAGAGAAUACAGAUGGAUUCAGAUGCAGAUUCACACACAUGCACAUAGACAUAUCAGUCCUUACAUACCUGGAUUUAUCCAAGCAUUGGGAAAGUUUUUCUGCAUACUGCAAUUAUAUCAAACUGCAAGUUGACCAUCUCUGCAUUUUUAAGGUCCAUAAAGUUCUGUUUCAAAGGGAAGUGAGGAAUGCACAUCAUUGAUAUUUGAACGCCAUCUCUAUCCCAAAUAAUAUUUCUAUCCACAUUUCCACUUGAACACACACACAUGCACACAUACAGAGCACACACAUGCACACACGCACACAGAGUAUGUGAUUUAGGCUUCAAGUGAAGUUUAAUAUUUGUAACACUAUAGUGCAAUAAGAAAUCAUAUUAUUAAAUGUAGGAGGUGUGCAUGUGGGAAAGGUCAGUGCAUAUCCCUUUAGGAGGGGAGAAUGUUGUAAUAUACUAGGUAUUAAGAUGUUUUAAAAUUGUAUUCAAUAGUAUACUGUCUAUAGUGUGCGCUAUAUAAUUUACAUUUAUCGUAUGUAACAGGGCAAAGCCAAACACACAUUGCUCUGUGAAAUCAAAAGUUUUGUGGCAUACAGCAUUGUUUGGGGAUGCUGGGGUUUAUUUUAAUUUUACAUUUAGAGUGCCUUAUAUUUAAUGCCUAUUUUGAAUAGUAUUUCUUUAAGUUAGCCUUCACUUGUAUUUAGUUUAGUUUGUUUCUAUCUCUGUUGUUCUUUCCAAACACUUUAAUACAUGUACCAAACAAUUUUGAAAAAUAUGCAUUUCCAGUUUCUAAUCAAGUAUGGAUGGUAAUAAAUGAUAACCCAAAACACAUAGGUAGUCAAGGCCCUUUAUCUUUCCAUAUUUAUAAUAACAGAAUAGCCUACAAAUUGGAAAUCUAUAUUUCUGGUCAGCUUUUCAAACCCACUUUGUCACUGGCUAUAGUGUUAUUUGUCAUUGCUGAGAUGUAGCAGCAUAGGAGCAGUAGUUGACAUCAGCAGUGCUUAUGCAUCUUUUUCUUUUUCUUUUUUUUUCUUUUUCUUUUUCUUUUUCUUCUUUUUUUUUCUCUUUUUUUUUUUUUUUUUUUUCCCCUUCAAAAUUAUUUUGGUCCAAGUCCUGCUCAUUCACUUGUGUCAACAGAUUGCAAAUAUCUUGCUUUCAGUGGGAAGGUUCAUGUAAGGCUAGCAAGACUGAGCCCACAUGGAGAUCUCCAAACUCCAUAUUGGAGACUGACAGACUUUAUUCCAGGAAAAAGGAAAAUUCUCUAAACAGCACAAAGUACUUUUUGAGACUCUAGAAUGCCAUUUACCCUGAGCUUGGUCACCAUGUGUUCUGCCAUUGUCAGUACAUCAUGCUUUUUUGGGGGUUUCAAAUAGGAGCAUUGCUGUGGCUUCUCAAUUUGACUUCAACAUUUUUUUUCUUCUUCCAAUUUUCCCACUUCUAUGAGAAAUAAAAAUAAGAAAGACCAAACUCCAGCAGUUGUAUUUGAGCACUUUCAUAAUUAAAAAAAAAAAAAAAAAACCAAAACAAAACAAAACAAAAACAAAACAAACAAAAAAAA